Messenger RNA from Alternaria rosae, 4200 nucleotides. RefSeq lists its product as uncharacterized. The transcript has 3 exons. The coding region runs from base 241 to 4026 and encodes 1261 amino acids. Lineage: Eukaryota; Fungi; Ascomycota; Dothideomycetes; Pleosporales; Pleosporaceae. Gene Ontology annotation, cellular component: cell surface; site of polarized growth; extracellular region. Gene Ontology annotation, molecular function: osmosensor activity. The record is from RefSeq and is a predicted model, not a curated record. Gene Ontology annotation, biological process: osmosensory signaling pathway via Sho1 osmosensor; signal transduction involved in filamentous growth; establishment of cell polarity.
AGUGUCAAACAUGACAGCAUAGUCCCGCGACCAACCCGAGUACAUUGCGACGACGCUUCAAUCGUAUCGCCUGUGGAACCAUCUAUUCCUAGCUGCAUCGACAGUCUAGUCCAUUCUUUAUCCAUCAUUGACAAUCGUCAAGUACACUCGUUUACCAUAGCCCUGACAGCUUCUACGUACAUUGCCUUCGAGACUCUCGAGAUACCUAAUUAUUCAUAACCAGGCAUCAUAAUCGUAACAAUGCCUCGCUCAACCACAGUAUGGGCCGCCGCCUUGGUCCUGGCCAGUCUUUCCGGCUCUGGCCCGCUCCUCACGACAGCAGAGGCCAUGCCCGCACCAGGACCACAACAAACCCAAGGCCGUCCCCGAUACUACUUCGCUAGGCACGUGAAGCGACAAAUCGUUACAAAUGCGACGACCCCUGCGGCUACUCCAGAGCCAUCAACCAGCUACUCGUCUAGCAGCACUACUGAGCAGCUCUCGUCCCGCCAGAUGGACUUCCCAUCUUUCAUUGAAUCGCUGUUCCGCGGUAGUUCCGAUUCAUCGGCUCUUGCCUCUUCCUCAGAUGUGCUAGUCAGCACCAGCGACGCAGACACGACCGGCACCUUGUCCUCCACGUUGGUAGAGAGCUCCUCUAGCGCACCUCUCUCAGAAAGCAGCGUCUUCUCACCACCGCCGCCUGCGGCAUCGAGCUCUGCAGUCGAAUCGUUGAGCUCCAUCGUCAGCUCGUCAAGCCAAAUUCAGGAAUCCAUCCCUGUGCCAUCAUCUACCGCUGCUCCCUCGCCUACUCCCGAAGCACCUAAAAGCGAGAAGCCUGUCGAGACCACCACGCCCGAGCCUAUCUCCGAACCUCGGCCAACAACCGCUGUUUCUUCAGCGGCCGAGAUUGGCACUACUAGUGGCCUCCCCGAGACUAUUGUGCAGCCUACAUCAACCGCCCAAAGCAGCGCCGCAUCUUCUACCAAGGCUGACAGCCCUAUUCUGGGUCCUAUCCUCGGCUCCACUGGCCUCCUACCUGAGAUCAUCGUCCCACCAACCUCCACUGUCCAAAGCUCAGCUGCGGCCUCUUCGACUGCCGUUGAAGAUACUCCAGCUUCUUCGACCGCUCAGAGCUCAGCGGCUGCCCCAACUGGAGCGCUGCCUGACGUAAUCGUCCAACCGUCAUCCUCCGCUGUCGACAGCAAGCCAGCGCCUUCUACCGGCAGCAUUCCCGAGACCAUCGUGCAGCCAACUUCAGCCAUCGUACAGCCGACCUCGACGCCUCCUGGUGUUGAGAAUACCCCUGCCUCGACAGGCGGACUGCCGGAUGUCAUUGUGCAGCCAUCGUCUUCAGCUGUCGACACACCUACUGCAACAACGACUUCUGCUGGUCUCGUUGGUGGGCUUCUCUCAUCGCUUCUGAACCCAAUCAUUGGAUCCACUGGCGGUGUUCCCACAUCUGUUGUCCAACCUACCCAGGUAGUUUCAUCGACUAUUGCCCAGUCAUCAGAGCAAGCUGUCGGCUCCACUGGAGGCAUCCCGGAGACUAUCGUGACACCCACUGCGUCUCCUGCUUCUUCUGCUGCACCAAACUCUCCUGCUGCAUCCAGCUUCCAGGGGCCUUUCAUUGUCCCUGGAUCGACAGGCGGUGUUCCUGAAUCGAUUGUGCAGCCUACCUCAUCCGGCGGCCUGGUUGGUGGUCUCCUUUCAACGCUACUCGCACCCACCCCUACUCCUGAGAUCGGCUCCACUGGUGGCAUUCCUGAGACAAUUGUUCAGCCUACCUCUUCCGGUGGCCUACUUGGUGGUUUCUUGUCGUCAAUCCUUCCACCCGUGCCAACUUCUGAAGUUGGCUCCACUGGAGGUAUUCCUGAGACCAUCGUUCAGCCCACUUCGUCUGGGGGCCUUCUUGGCGGGCUACUUUCGUCGAUUCUUCCACCUGCCGCUACUUCCGAGGUUGGCACCACUGGAGGUAUUCCUGAGACCGUUGUCCAACCAACGUCAUCUGGAGGCCUAGUUGGUGGACUGUUGUCCUCGCUCCUCGCAUCAGAAGUCCCGACAGCCACCUCCCAGGUUGCUUCGACUGGCGCACCCCUUCUGCCAUCAUCUGGCAUUGUCAUCGGCAUCACUACGGCUUUGGGCACUGGUGAUUCUGCUGCUUCGACUGCGACACCGACUUCUCCCUUGAGCUCUGGAGCCAUUCCUACUUCAGAGACCGUAGCUACCAGCUCCCCGAUCCUCGACGUACCGGGACUUAUAUCGUCGGUCGUAUCUGGUGUCCUGCCUACCGGUAGCGGUGUUGCAUCCACUGCACCCACAUCAGUAGCUUCUGCUAGCGCGUCCGGCAUUCUUCCUCCGGCAAUCUCCUCGCUGUUGUCCUCAGUUGUAUCGGAUCUUCCUGUCUCUGUGGUGCCCAGUGCUAUAUCAAGCAUUCUGUCUGAUUUGAACUCAGCUCUUCCCACCGGCACUGGUCCCAUUAUCAUCCCGACUGUCUUGCCCUCAAGCUUGCUGUCUUCCGGAGUUCUCCCCCCUUCGUCAGGCCUGCCAAUCUCGUCAGGUAUCCUACCAUCGUCUGGCAUCCUUCCUUCUUCAGGACUCUUGCCAUCCGGUGCCGUGCCUACCCCAACCUCUGAAGUCGUUUCUUCGUCUGGCGUGCCUGCCUCCGAGGCUCUCUCCUCCAGCGUUGGGCCUACAGCCUCCGAGACUGCAAGCAUUACACCUUCAGCAUCUUCGGGAACUGCUUUACCCUCAGGCUCCGGAAGCUCAGGCAUCACUCCUUCUGGUACAGGUUCUAUCGGCACAUCUGCGUCCCCAGUUCCAACUUCGUCAGGUAGCCAAUCUCUCACUGUCCCGGCUUCGGAAGGACCUUCGUCAGCUACUUCGACUGCCGCCGGUACUCUGAGCCCUUCGAGUGCUGGUAAUGCCACCCUUAGCGAUGCUCCCACUUCUUUCUUCAGCACCGGCUCCGUUGCUCCGUCAUCCGUUGUUGUGUCCACUCCACCACCAACUUCAGAGACACCCAAGCCUACAUCCACCAAGAGCCCUGCUUCGAUCACUAUUCCAGCCCUACCGACUACCACUAGCAAGGCGCCGCCGGUCUUCUCUCUUACGCCGACCGCCACCGAUAGCGCAACUUCUCUCAUCGUUGGUACCAGCAUCAUCGUUGAGGCUUCGACGAUGCCAACCCCUAGUCCCACCGUCAGCAGCAUUCCCUCGAGUCUACCACAGAUGAUUGCGCCGCCUGGAGGAGUCCCUCCUGAGAGGCCAGACAACAGCUUCAUGGGCCAAGUGUGUUUCAAGUGGCCGCUCAACUACCCGUUCGUGUCUGCAAACGAUGGUGGGCAGCAAAUUUUCCACUACCUGCCAAUUGCUAUCGCAGACGGUUUGAACAUCUCAACCUCUGAGGUCAAGAACUUCGGUCUGAAGCCUCUCAACACCAUGGAGUACCAGGGUUUCAUCACUACUCUCGCCUUGUUCACCAUUCCACAGGAUCUCCAGACGAAGCUCGCAGCGCAGCUCCGCAACCCCGCCGAUGCUUUCUGGCACAACAAAAACUCGACAGUGAACGACCUCACGACCUUGAUCAACACCGCCUGCCCUCUUCCCGCGGGCAAGCUGCCGGGUGACAACAGCCCUGCCAAUGCGGCUGCCGAACCAGGUGCUGAGUCCACAGGUGGUUCUGGCGAUGGUGGUGCUAUGGGAGGCGACAUCGGCGCCAGCCGCACUGUCAACAAGACCAGCGCCAUCGUCGCUAGCAGUGCCAUUGUUGGUGCUAUUGCCUACGGUGCAGCCAUGUUCUUUGUUGCUCGCCGAUACAGGAACAAGCGUAUGGCCCACCAGCGCUCGAGCUCUGUUCCCAGCACAAGCCGCAUGACCUACGGUUCAAUUCCAGGUGGCGCUGCUGCUUGGAUGCAUGGCGCUCGGAAUGGUCGAAUGACGCCUGGUAGUCGCGGCAGCCAAGGCAGCAGUACCACUCAGGGUCGCAGUGUCCGAACACAGCAGAUCUCAGCUCCGGUCAUGGCUGAGAACUCUCUUGGCUGGAACUAAAGCAUCACAACCCGUUCCCUCCCCCACAAAGUCUUCGUCGUUGUACCAUAGACUGGACGUGGAUGGCUCCGCCUCGUGCCUUCCAGAACACCUCCGUCCCAGCGACCAGCUUUGCCCCGUAUCAACAACAACUUGUCGUCGCACCGACCUCAUCCAAGCUGGUGUUCAGGAUCC